Elephantulus edwardii (Cape elephant shrew) is the source of this 288-nucleotide messenger RNA. RefSeq names its product chemokine (C-C motif) ligand 20 (gene CCL20). NCBI's taxonomy places the organism in Eukaryota, Metazoa, Chordata, Mammalia, Macroscelidea, Macroscelididae. The record is from RefSeq and is a predicted model, not a curated record. Gene Ontology annotation, molecular function: chemokine activity; CCR chemokine receptor binding. Gene Ontology annotation, cellular component: extracellular region. The coding region runs from base 1 to 288 and encodes 95 amino acids. The transcript has 4 exons. Gene Ontology annotation, biological process: positive regulation of ERK1 and ERK2 cascade; immune response; inflammatory response.
AUGUGUGGGGUUAAGAAUCUGCUCCUGAUGGCUUUGACAACUCUGCUGCUGAUUCUCUUCUGCAGCAGAUCAGAAGCAGCAAGCAACUUUGACUGCUGCCUCCGAUAUACAGAAAAGAUCGUCCCUCCCAGGUUUAUCGUCGGCUUCACACAGCAGCUGGCUGACGAAGCCUGUGACAUCAACGCUAUCAUCCUUCACACAAGAAAAUAUGCUAUCUGUGCUGACCCUAAGGCCGCGUGGGUCAAAGACGCUGUGCGGAAACUAAGUCAGAGAAUUAAGAAGAUGUGA